This is a messenger RNA of Episyrphus balteatus (marmalade hoverfly), 1833 nucleotides long. RefSeq names its product death-associated inhibitor of apoptosis 1 (gene Diap1). Gene Ontology annotation, biological process: regulation of cell cycle. The record is from RefSeq and is a predicted model, not a curated record. Bases 462 to 1805 code for a protein of 447 amino acids. NCBI's taxonomy places the organism in Eukaryota, Metazoa, Arthropoda, Insecta, Diptera, Syrphidae. The transcript has 2 exons. Gene Ontology annotation, cellular component: cytoplasm; spindle microtubule; nucleus.
UAUUUAUUAAAUAAAAAAAAAUAAUAAAUUAUAUAUUCUAUAAUUAAAUUAUGAAAAAAAAACUUUAAUUUAAAAAAGAUUAAAUUAUAAGUUUGUAUUAAAUCAACGUGUGUGAUGAAUUUGAAAUGUGUGUAAAUAAAUGAUAAAUGAAAAUUAAGCACAUCUCGCAAAAUACAAAAAAAAAGAAAAAAAUACAGAAACAAUUCUCUCUUGAAUGUCUCGCAAAUAACAAAAAAAAAACGGUUAUAAAUGAAUCUCUCUCAUCAUUAAGUUAUUUUUAACAAAUUUACUAGGAAGUCAACAAUCGAAUUUUUUUUAUAAAAUAAAACAUUAAAAGAACAUUUAUUGUAUAAAAUAUCAUCAUCAUCGUCUACUAGAUAAGUCGUCCUUCCCACCACAAAAUAAUUUAAUAAUCAACUCUACUACUACCACCAAUCAGAAAAACGAAUUAAAUACUAAAAAUGUCUACGAUACAAAUUUCAUGUAUGGAUUCGUUUUUGAAACGUGCUACCGGAACCAAUAGUAUCUUUGGUUCACCAAUCAAAGAUACCAAUAUUCCUUGGUAUGUUAGAAGUUUCCAACAACAACAACAACCAUUACCAACAAUUGUUGUAAAUAACAACAACAAUUCCAACCAAAAUAGUACAAUCGACGAGAUCGAUAAUAAAACCAGCGAUCAGCCUGGUUUCUUUUCAAAAUUUGUCAUGAAUGACAUUUAUCGUUCGGAAGCAGAACGUUUAAAAACCUUCGAGGAAUGGCCACUCGAUUUUAUUGAUAAGCAUGUUUUGGCCCAAACUGGAAUGUUCUAUACCCGCGAAAGUGACAAAGUCAAAUGUUAUUUUUGUGAGGUGGAAAUUGGACGUUGGGAAGAGAGCGAUCAUCCAGUGAGUGAACAUAUUAAAUGGUCGGCUAAUUGUCCAUUGUUGAGGAGACGAACAACAAAUAACAUUCCACUUAAUGUCGAUGCAUUGGAACGUGUCCUGCCGCCAGCUAGCUAUGAUGUAUGUGGCAGUAAUGAUUCAAUUGAAGUUCGACCAACAGCUUAUCCCGAAGGUUCGAUAUCAUCGGCGGCGGGUGUUGGUUCAGGACCUAGCUCUCCUCCAAUCUAUCAAAUGGAUUAUCCCGAGUAUGCGAUCGAAGCAGCACGGUGUCGGUCGUUUGCUGAAUGGCCACGAACCAUGAAACAAAAACCUAAAGAACUCGCCGAAGCUGGAUUUUUCUAUACUGGCGUUGGUGAUCGUGUGAAUUGCUUUAGUUGCGGCGGUGGUUUGAAAGACUGGGAUGAGAAUGAUGAACCAUGGGAGCAACAUGCUCAAUGGUUGAGCAAAUGUCGUUAUUUGAAAUUGAUGAAGGGUCAGGCUUUUAUUGAUGCUGUGAUAGCUAAAUGUAAUCGGGCAGCUGAGAAAACUCAAGAGGCUUUAAGUGCGUCAGCGGCGGCUGCUGCAAGUGAUUCAGAAGUUCAAGAAUGUAGUACUCAAACAGAAGAACAAAAUAAACAAAAUUGCCCAGCAUCAGUAACAGCGGCGACGCAAGUUGUUGCAAAUGCCUUAACUGCAGCAGCAACAACUACAACAUCGACGAUAGAUAGAGAUUUGCUUCAACGAAGCGAUAGUAAUAAUAGCAAUUCUGACAAGAGAAUCAUUCCAGAAGAGAAAUUGUGUAAAAUCUGCUAUGCAGCCGAAUAUAAUACGGCGUUUUUGCCAUGCGGCCAUGUUGUAGCAUGUACCAAGUGUGCGUCUUCAGUAAUUAAAUGUCCAAUGUGUAGAAAACCAUUUAAAGACGUUAUGCGUGUAUAUUUUUCAUAAGAAUAAAAAAAAAACAAAAAAACAAAAA